GUUCAUGCUAGAUCUAUGUAACGGGAGACCCCAAUAAUUCCGUCCGACGCCGUUAAUGCCCCUAUUCCAAAAAUAACAACUCCUAACCUCAACCCAAUCUUAACCCUUUUCAACGGAAUUCUAUGCCCAUAAGCAUCUCUAUCAUCAUCAUCAUCACCACCACCACCAUCCUCUCUCUCCCUCUCAAUUAAAAUAGAAAUAUCUUCUCUCUCUACACCAAAAAAACUUGUUCAACAGAAAAAGCGCGGCAGAAAAGCAGAAAAUUCUGCAGUCUGAAACGGUACUCGUGCGUGCGCAGAGAGAAUAGAGAGAUCGUGUGAGGUGGAAGAUUGAGAAUAUCUGAAUUUUAGCGAUCUGCGAGGGUGCUCUCUCUUUGCAAUUAUGGCGUAGAGAGAGAAGGCUGUUGAGAGUUGAAGAUAUUCUGGACAAGGACAAUUCUCGCAUGGGAAGGUUCUCCAGAAACUGCUAGAAAUUUUUAUUUUAUUUUAUUUUUAGAACCGAAACUGCAAGGAAUUGGUGGAGAGAUCAGUUAUGGAAAAGGCGGCGGCGGCGGGGGAGAGAAAGAGGAAAGUUUACGCAGGAGAAUCGGAGUUUUCGGCGUCGUCAAUUCAGCUGAAGGCUCGGCGUUUAGAUGACGCGACGGCGGAAAAUUCAGCUUCGCCGGCGAAUUCUGGAGGUCUAUCUUGCGAGACAGUCGGAGCUGAUGAUGGCUUGGCAUCUUGUUGCUCAAGUGACGGAUCCAGCGAGCUGACUAAGGAAACUUCGAAACUCCUAGAUCUGGAGGACAAUGAGACGACUGUGGAGUUUCUCACGACGUCGGCUGAUGAUUCGUUGGAUUGCAGAGAGAGAAGUGAAACGACGCCGUCGAGAGAAGCUCUAGGUGAGUCGGGCGAGCUGGAGUCGACGGCGAGGCCACGUGAACCGGAUCCUCGCCGUCUUUCUGCAGGGGUGAAAAUGCCAUCUGAGGCUCAACUCGAGGAAUUCUUCGCCGCGGCUGAGAAGAAACUCCAGCAAAAAUUCAUUGACAAGUACAACUUUGACAUAGUGAAGGACCAGCCACUGGAAGGGCGGUACGAUUGGGUUCAUGUUCAACUGAGGCCAGAAUAACCAACACAAUAUUCACAAUUGGCUAAUUGUUCCACUCAUCAAUCAAUCAAGUAAUCAUCAAAUUCAGUGACGAAACUCAUGGUCUUCUUCCACUAAUUUGAAUCUCAAGGUUUACUUAAUUUCUUGUUCAUCACUAGAGAUGUACAGCUAGCUGUUCUCUCUCUCUAUCUUUACCGUAGAUAAGAAGUAUUAAAAAGAUAGUUUUUUUUUCUCAGUAAUUAUAAGCUAAGUUGUUUAGUCAUGUGAGAAGAAGCUUCUCUCUGCUGCAGUCGAAUGGAAAUUCAAUCUCUUUUGAGGAAAAAUUUGAAGAAUCACCCACUUCAAUAAAUGCUCUUUCAUUCAGUUUCUAUCA
Salvia miltiorrhiza (redroot sage) is the source of this 1459-nucleotide messenger RNA. RefSeq names its product cyclin-dependent kinase inhibitor 6-like. Gene Ontology annotation, biological process: negative regulation of cyclin-dependent protein serine/threonine kinase activity. NCBI's taxonomy places the organism in Eukaryota, Viridiplantae, Streptophyta, Magnoliopsida, Lamiales, Lamiaceae. The record is from RefSeq and is a predicted model, not a curated record. Gene Ontology annotation, molecular function: cyclin-dependent protein serine/threonine kinase inhibitor activity. Gene Ontology annotation, cellular component: nucleus. Bases 532 to 1107 code for a protein of 191 amino acids. The transcript is spliced from 4 exons.